Sapajus apella (tufted capuchin) is the source of this 3010-nucleotide messenger RNA. It is a transcript of the gene SLC35A5, whose product is annotated as solute carrier family 35 member A5. The record is from RefSeq and is a predicted model, not a curated record. Gene Ontology annotation, molecular function: pyrimidine nucleotide-sugar transmembrane transporter activity. The transcript is spliced from 7 exons. The coding region runs from base 346 to 1620 and encodes 424 amino acids. Gene Ontology annotation, biological process: pyrimidine nucleotide-sugar transmembrane transport. Gene Ontology annotation, cellular component: Golgi membrane. NCBI's taxonomy places the organism in Eukaryota, Metazoa, Chordata, Mammalia, Primates, Cebidae.
GGGCGCGCCAAACAAGAGCCCUACUGCGCAUGUGUGACCAGAGUAGGCAUCCCUGACCGUGAAGGGAAACCUGGCUUCCUCCUGUCAGGGAGGCGUCUCAUUGGCCUCCUUUACGCCUGCGCCCAGUUGGGCUGUCAGUAUUGGCAUUUCUCCCCACUCCUCAGGCUCUUUGCGCUAUUCGUACGGUACGGUGGGAGGCUUUGGACAAGUUACUUAGCCUGGGGUUUAGUGUCUUCAACCUAUCAAGAUGGCCUUAGACACAUUGAUUCCUACGAUCUCCUCCAUUUCAAACUGUAGUUCAGCAAAACUUUACGUCAGUAUUUCAGGCAAUUAAAAAACAGUGGAAUGGAACGACAGUGCUGUAGUCAUCCCAUGUUAUGCUCCUUGCCAACAAUGUAUACAUUCCUGCUAGGUGCUGUAUUCAUUGCUUUAAGCUCAAGUCGCAUCUUACUGGUGAAAUAUUCUGCCAGUGAAGAAAACAAGUAUGAUUAUCUUCCAACUACUGUGAAUGUGUGCUCGGAACUGGUGAAGCUGGUUUUCUGUGUGCUUGUGUCCUUCUGUAUUAUAAAGAAAGAUCAUCAAAGUAGAAAUUUCAAAUAUGCUUCCUGGAAGGAAUUCUCUAAUUUCAUGAAGUGGUCCAUUCCUGCCUUUCUUUAUUUCCUGGAUAACUUGAUUGUCUUCUAUGUCCUGUCCUAUCUUCAGCCAGCCAUGGCUGUUAUCUUCUCAAAUUUUAGCAUUAUAACAACAGCUCUUCUAUUCAGGAUAGUGCUGAAGAGGCAUCUAAACUGGAUCCAGUGGGCUUCCCUCCUGAUUCUAUUUUUGUCUAUCGUGUCCUUGACUGCCGGGACUAAAACUUUACAGCACAACUUGGCAGGACAUGGAUUUCAUCACGAUGCCUUCUUCAGCCCAUCCAAUUCCUGCCUUCUUUUCAGGAGUGAGUGUCCCAGGAAAGACAAUUGUACAACAAAGGAGUGGACUUUUACUGAAGCUAAAUGGAACACCACAGCCAGGGUUUUCAGUCACCUCCGUCUUGGCUUGGGCCAUGUUCUUAUUGUAGUCCAGUGUUUUAUUUCUUCAAUGGCUAAUAUCUAUAAUGAAAAGAUAUUGAAGGAAGGGAACCAGCUCACUGAAAGCAUCUUCAUACAGAACAGCAAACUCUAUUUCUUUGGCAUUCUAUUUAAUGGGCUGACUCUGGGCCUUCAAAGGAGUAACCGUGAUCAGAUUAAGAACUGCGGAUUUUUUUAUGGCCACAAUGCAUUUUCAGUAGCCCUUAUUUUUGUAACUGCAUUCCAGGGCCUUUCAGUGGCUUUCAUUCUGAAGUUCCUGGAUAACAUGUUUCAUGUCUUGAUGGCCCAGGUUACCACUGUCAUCAUCACAACAGUGUCUGUCCUGGUCUUUGACUUCAGGCCCUCCUUGGAAUUUUUCUUGGAAGCGCCAUCAGUCCUUCUCUCUAUAUUUAUUUAUAAUGCCAGCAAACUUCAAGGUCCAGAAUACACACCUAGGCAAGAAAGGAUCCGAGAUCUAAGUGGCAAUCUUUGGGAGCGUUCCAGUGGGGAUGGAGAAGAACUAGAAAGACUUACCAAACCCAAGAGUGAUGAGUCAGAUGAAGAUGCUUUCUAAUUGGUACCCACAUAGUUGGCAGCUCUCUCAAAUCUUAUUUUCACAUUUUCAGUGUUUGUAAUACUUAUCUUUUUACCUUGAUAAGCCAGAAAUGUUUCUAAAUCAUAAUAUUCUUUGCAUAUAUCUAGCCACUCCCUAAAUGGUUCCAUCGAAGGCUUAGAGUAAAAGGCUAAGAAAUUUUAAGGAACUGAUAUAGGGGUAACAAUAUGAAGAACACUUGAUAAAUCAACAAGCUAUAUUUGCAGAUUAUUUUCCUUGGCCUCCAAGCUUCCAAAAAACUUGUAAUAAUCACAUUAGCUAUACCCUAUAAAUAUACAAAUAGAGAUCAAUUUGCUAGAUACUCACAAUUAUGUAGUUCUAGUCUACAUGCCAAAGUCUUCCUUUUUUUAACAUAAUAAAUAUCUAGGUUGUCCUUUGAAUUUUGAGGCCCUAGAGAUAGUCAUUUUGCAAGUAAAGAGCAAUGGAACUCUUUCUAAAAAUGUUGGUUGAAGGACCUAAAUACCUGGUCAUACCAUAGAUUUGGGAUAAUGUAGUCUGUGCUAAAUAUUUUGCUGAAGAAGCAGUUUCUCAGACACAAAAUCUGAGAAUUUUAAUUUUUAGAAAUUCAUGGGAAAUUUGAUUUUUGUAAUAAUUUUUUGAUGUUUUAAAUGUGGGUUCCCUAGUCACCAUAGUUACCACUUGUUUUUUAAAUCACUUAAGCCGUGAUGGGGCCUUUUCCUCCACAGUUUGAGUAUGACAAAAUCUUGACGUCAUUGCUCCUGAAUGAUUACAUUUUGGAGAAUAAGAGGGCAUUUUAUUAGUUAUUAAUUCAAGCUGUGAGUAUUGUAUAUCUUUCCAAGAGUUGAGACACUGGCUUCAGAAUUACACGAGAUUGUCAGUAAAGCAGAUGCCUAGUAGCUUUAAAAGGGAUCCUUUCAAAAGGAUCACUUUCCAAACAUGUUGACUUUUGCUGACAUAUGAAUAUUACUACUAUAAAAAUAGACCAGUAAUAAAUAAGUCAUUUUACAGUACUACUUCACACUUAUAAGUACAUGGUAUUUUUCAUGGUGUUUUGCAUGCAGCCAGUUAACUCUCGUAGAUAGAGAAGUCAGGUGAUAGAUGAUUUUAAAAAUGAGAAAACGUAAGUGACUUUCCCAGGGUCUUGCAGCUGGGUGAUGAUAAAAGAAUGGGCAUUAACUGGCAGGCCUGUAUAUUUACAGACUACCAUACUGUACAUAUGAGCUUUGUGGUAUCAUUUUCAGACAACUUAUACAUUUCUUCUCUCCUUUCUCCUAAUUUUCAUGCAGAUGAAUAUAAGGUUAUACUGUCUUGUAAUUCAUUUGUGAUAUCCACAAUAAUAUGACUGGCAAGAAUUGGUGGAAAUUUGUAAUUAAAAUAAUUAUUAAACCUA